Procambarus clarkii (red swamp crayfish) is the source of this 807-nucleotide messenger RNA. Lineage: Eukaryota; Metazoa; Arthropoda; Malacostraca; Decapoda; Cambaridae. The record is from RefSeq and is a predicted model, not a curated record.
AAGUUGGGCAUGACCGAAGUUGGGAGGCAGGAGGCGUGGAGAGCGUGUAUCACUCAGCUGUCAUCGCCACCCACUGCUCCUUCCACUCUUCUCGAUACUCUUCCUUGAAAUAUAUUGCUACAAGUAAAGAUGGUUGUGCGUCAGUAUAAUGAAGAGCUGAAAUUCCUUGAAAAAUUGACUCCCAAUAGUUGGCGCAUCAAGAAGGGUUUCCAGCCAAAUAUGAAUGUAGAAGGGAUAUUUUAUGUAAAUGACCAUCUUGAAAAAUUAAUGUUUGACGAGUUGAGGAAUGCUUGCCGUCCAGGAUCAAUUGGAGGCUUUUUACCUGGUAUGAAGCAGAUUGCAAAUGUUGCUGCUCUUCCUGGCAUUGUUGGAAAAUCUGUUGGUUUGCCUGAUGUUCACUCAGGAUAUGGCUUUGCUAUUGGUAAUAUGGCAGCUUUUGACAUGGAUGAUCCAAAAUCAGUUGUCUCUCCUGGUGGUGUUGGAUUUGAUAUAAAUUGUGGAGUCCGCCUGUUGCGUACGAACCUUACUGAAGCUGAUGUUAAUCCCAUCAAGGAGCCGUUAGCGCAGUCUAUGUUUGACCACAUCCCAGUAGGAGUUGGUUCAAAGGGUAUUAUUCCCAUGACUGCACGCGAUUUAGAGGAAGCCCUCGAGAUGGGUAUGGAUUGGUCACUCAGAGAAGGUUAUAUUUGGGCAGAAGAUAAGGAGCAUUGUGAGGAGUAUGGGCGUAUGGCACAAGCAGACCCAGCUAAGGUCUCCAUGAGAGCUAAGAAGAGAGGCUUACCUCAGGUAUGACUUAGCUUGAUAUAU